UUACAUGUGUGUAUAUAUAAACAGCCGAUAUAGUUGAAAUAAACUAUUCGCGGUUUGAAUGUUAAAUAGUAAACAGUAUAUAUUAUUAUAAACUUUGAGCAAAAUGGCGGCAGGACGAAAAAUUAAUGUGGAAUCUGUGGAUAGACCAGAGCUUGCUAAGCACGAUAGCAAAAACUUGGAUCUAGCAUUUGCAAUGGAUUGUACUGGAAGCAUGGGGUCGUAUAUUGAAGAGGCUAAAAACAAUAUUCGUAGAAUUGUAGAAGAAAUAGUUUCAAGUGAAAAGAGUGACGUAAGACUUGCUCUCGUAGAAUACCGUGAUCAUCCGCCGCAAGAUUCGACGUUCGUAACACGUUGUCAUGAUUUUACCUCUUCGCCUAAAACAAUGAAAGGUUGGUUGAGUGAAUCGUCGGCUUCCGGUGGCGGAGAUAUGCCUGAAGCCGUGGCUGAUGCUCUUCAUGAUCUCCUUAAACUAAACUGGAGAGAGGAUGCUACAAAAAUAUGUGUAUGCAUUUCUGACGCACCUCCACAUGGGCUGGGAUGCGGUGGUGAUGGAUUCCCCGACGGCUGUCCGGACGGGAUAGAUCCAAUGGUUGUCGCUCAUCAGCUUGCAGAAAAAGGUAUCACUAUAUAUAUGGCAGGAUGUGAGCCAAGUAUAUCACCAUAUAAGGACUUUUUCAUGGCUGUGGCUUAUAUAACAGGUGGACAAUACGUUCCUAUGCGAAAAGCACAGGUUCUUUCAAAGGUGAUUAUUGGUGGGGCGCAAGAAGAACUUUCAUUAAAUCAAUUAAUGGCGGAAGUUGAUGCUGAAGUUCAAAAUAGAGUACAAGCUGGAGAAGACGUAAACGAGGAUGAAGUGUCAGAUUUACUUCAUCAACGAUGGGUGUCAAGAGGGGAAUGUGUAGCACAACUACAAAUGAACAACAUGGAACUUGGUGGUGUUUAUUCAUCGCCAGAGGCAAAGAGCUAUUCUAAAUUCAAAUCUUUUUCUGACGUACGGACAAAUUUCAAGGCGAAACCGACAAGUUUCAAUGGUAGACGUGAACCAGAAUGUUAUACAAGGAGUGCAGCUCCGAAACCGAGUGGAGGCGGUAUUUUAAACUGGAUGGGAAGUUGGUUUGGUGGUUCUUCUGCAGGUGACGCUCCAAUGGGGGCUGCAUCAAGCCCCGCUCCUCCACCUGCCCUGCUCUCGGAUGACUUAAUGCCUCGAGCAAUGGCAAGCUCACAUGAUAUGCCCUUUGAAGAUGAGUAUAACACUGUACGAACAGAAGUAACUAAAGCUCAGUCAUCAAGGCUAGUGAAAAAGGUGAUGGCGAAACACAAAAUAGAGACAACAAACAUAAUCCAUAAAUAAAGCCCAACAUGGCAAAAUGAAAAUAUUGCAGGCUCGGUUUGAUUGAGCCUGUACAUGGACGGUUCUGGAAAGUGCAAGUAACGGCCACGGCCCCUAGCACCGGCUUAAGCAGAAUUCAACAAAGUUUAAAUUUAAAAUACAAGUUCGCAUUUAUAUGUUGUUUCAUGUUUUAGGAUAUAUCCCUAUUGCUCGAAUUCUCGGGAUGGAAUAAUUAAAACGAAUGGAUACGCAAUAAGUUGUUCAUAGUAAUUUUAUUUUGUUUAAGAUAAAAGAAUAAAGUUGAUUCUGUACAUUUUAUUUACAUUAUUCGAACGUACGAUUUGCUGCAUAAGCAUAAUUGAAAUAAAUAUCUAUUCAGGCCAAUUUUAAUCAAGCAUAUAAACUUAUACAAACAUUGUAAGAUGAAUAUUUCGAUUUCACCAUAUAUGUAUACUGCUACAUCAUUUCGUCAUAAUAGCUAACUUACUUGAGAAAAUGUUAUACCAAUACCAAUUUACAUCCAUUACAUUUGAACUGUAUGAAUAUAAAUUUUAUGUAUACAAGUUUAUGUUGGAUAAAAUCUAUACAAUGUAUUUAAAUGUAACGUAUAAAAAUGUAUAACAUUGUACUUGUAUAUAGGAAUGUCAUUGAUAUGAUGUUGAAAGUAAAUUCUUCCUUGACUUUUUACAAUCUCAAAUUAAAUAUAUCUUAAAUAUAUUUAAUUACUUGUAUUAUGUACAGAAUAUUGUUUUGUCAGUCUCAUAAACACUUUGCACAUGUAUGUACUACAGUUUGUAUUUAUUUGUUACUUAUUAUUUAAUUAAUUGUUGAUAUUGUUAUAGAAUAUGUUUAAAUAACAAAAAAAAUAUGAAUAAAAUAUUACAGUAUAACUGAUUUUAUUCAUUUAUUUUAGAAUAUACUUAUAAAAUAUCAGUCCUCAUUUUGUAUAAAUGAGUAUUUAACUUUAAAUCGAAGUAAAGGACAUGCUAUAAUGGAGG
This is a messenger RNA of Ruditapes philippinarum (Manila clam), 2328 nucleotides long. RefSeq lists its product as uncharacterized. Gene Ontology annotation, molecular function: protein serine/threonine kinase activity. Gene Ontology annotation, biological process: peptidyl-threonine phosphorylation. The record is from RefSeq and is a predicted model, not a curated record. Bases 104 to 1351 code for a protein of 415 amino acids. Gene Ontology annotation, cellular component: cytoplasm. The transcript has a single exon. NCBI's taxonomy places the organism in Eukaryota, Metazoa, Mollusca, Bivalvia, Venerida, Veneridae.